AUGACUGUACCAACCGUCGAAACGAGAAGUGCAAACAAUUGCAAUGAAACGAAUUCACCAAAACGAUGGUCACAUAUAAGACGUGUGUUAGAACGUCCUGGACCGUUUUCUGACCCUGCUUUUGAGCCAUCAACAGAGAUAUUACCGUUUUUGGAAUCAAUGAAAAUUCUUAUUAUUGGAGCUGGCGGUUUGGGUUGUGAAUUAUUAAAAGAUUUGGCUUUAAUGGGUUUUCGACAAAUUAGUAUUAUUGAUAUGGAUACAAUUGAUUUAGCAAAUUUAAAUCGUCAAUUUUUAUUUAAAUUCAAAGAUAUUGGUAAACCAAAAGCAGAAGUAGCAGCUAAAUUUAUUAUGAAUCGAAUUCCUGCUUGUAAAGUCACACUACUUACGUAUGAUGAUGAAACCAAUCAAGUUGAUCCAUCAACAAUAAUACCACUAGUCGAUGGGGGUACAGAAGGUUUUAAAGGAAAUGCUCGUGUUAUUUAUCCAGGUAUUACUGCUUGUAUUGAAUGUAACUUGGAUUUAUUUCCGCCACAGGUUGCCUAUCCAAUGUGUACAUUAGCCAAUCAACCACGAUUACCAGAACAUUGCGUGGAAUGGGUAACAGUUUUACAUUGGAAAGAGCACAAUCCAUUUGGAAAAGAUGUUCGUAUUGAUGGAGAUAGUGUACAACAUAUUCAAUGGAUUUAUGAGCGAGCACUUGAGAGAGCAAAAACAUACAAAAUAACUGGCAUUACAUUUCGGUUUACACAAGGUGUUGUUAAAAGAAUUAUACCGGCAGUGGCAUCAACAAAUGCAAUUGUGGCAUCCAUAUCCGCAACAGAAGUUUUCAAAUUAGCAACACGUUCCGUAAUUCUAAUGAAUAAUUAUACCAUUUUCAACGAUAUUGAAGGCAUUUAUACUUAUACAUUUGAAGCAGAAAAAAAAAGUAAUUGUCCAGUAUGCUCUACAAUCCCUCAGAAAAUAGAAUUAAACGAAACAUCCAAAUUACAGGAAGUUCUUGAUACAUUAAUCGAAAGAUACAAUUUGAUAUCACCAGGAAUAACCACAGCCGAUAAUGAAGGUCAAAAUCGAACAUUGUAUAUGAUAUCUACUCAACAAUUUGAAGAAAUAACAAAACCUAAUUUGAACAAAACAUUACAAGAACUUAAUCUUACUGAUGGUACAGAAUUAACGGUUGUUGAUAAGACAAGAGCAAAUCCUAUGAGAAUUUUUCUUCAUAUAACUUCGUCAAUGGAAACAACCAGCAAAGAUUUAAUUUAUACUUGA
Didymodactylos carnosus is the source of this 1266-nucleotide messenger RNA. The record is from the annotation of a GenBank genome assembly. Lineage: Eukaryota; Metazoa; Rotifera; Eurotatoria; Philodinida; Philodinidae.